AUGUCAAAGCGAGGUGUGCCAAUGCCCUCCACACCCUCGCAGGUGGGGCCCGUGCCUAAGCGAAACCGUCCUUCAGCUCGAACCGAAAGCGGAAUAUCUAAUGAUAUUCCAUCAGACGACGUGGAGGCAACCGAGGCAUUUGCUUGCCCCUUCUUGAAGAAAGACCCUGUUCGGCAUAUGGCUUGUCUCAGCCGCAAGUUGAAGCGGAUUGGCGACGUCAAACAGCAUAUCCACCGGCGCCACCUCAAUGACAUCGUACAGUGCCUUACCUGCAAUCUGACCUUUGGCUCAUCUAUCGACCGUGAUGAGCAUGUCAACUUGUCUCGUUGCUCCUCAAUGGCUUCCUCUGCUACUCGGCAGAGCAUUUCAGAGAAACUGAGAGGCCGUGCCCCCCGUGGGAUGUCACCCACAGACAUGUAUUCAAAUCUCUGUGACAUUCUAUUCGGCAAGCAAGAAAGACCUUUGAAGCCUUACCUUGGCCCCAUCCUGCUGGAAAGCAACGCACUGCUCUGGAACUUCUGGCAAUCAGAGAAGGCCUCUCUUGUUCAAACCGCAAUCAAGGACCAGUCUGCAUUCACCACCCCAGGAGAUGUCUCUCCCAUGGUAUUGGCCAUAGUCGACCAGCUUCGCAUCGGGUUUGAGCAACAUGUGAAAGCAUUGCGACUUGGUGAAAUACCCAACACCCCUGCGUCUAUGACACUUUCCAACACCCAGGAAGAAAUCCUCCAAGCCAACCCAUUUUCAAUGCAGAUUUUUGGCUAUAACCAAACAUCGGAUGUCUCAUUUGAAGCUCAAUUGCCAACUGCAGAGGGUUCUCACAAUUCCAUGUCUCUCCUAGCUACUGCAGGCACAGCCAUGAAUGACGAUACAAGUACCUUCUUGAAUACAAUCGAUCCAAAUAAUUCUGGCAGCGAUCCUUCAUCGUUGAGAAGAGAUGAGCCUCACUCUUCGGCGGAAAUUCUUUUCGGGCCUGAGGCAGGUCUUUCGACAAAUCUAGACUUUGACUCUAUUUUCAAGUAUCUGUAG
This is a messenger RNA of Clonostachys solani, 1026 nucleotides long. The record is from the annotation of a GenBank genome assembly. Lineage: Eukaryota; Fungi; Ascomycota; Sordariomycetes; Hypocreales; Bionectriaceae.